UACUUUGUAGCAGCGAAAGAUGAUCUCCCGUCUCGGUUUACAUUAUGAUGUUGUAGCGCUUCGUCCGGGGAGCUGAUUUUGUCUCCGUUGCAGUUUUUUAUUCUGUCGGUGGGAAUAAGAGCAGGCCGCCACCGCGCGCCCAUCACCAUGCAUCCGAUGCCCGUGUGCUCCGUUAGCUGCGGAGACAUAUUUGACUGUAUACAGAGAGGAAACAUUGAACAGUGUAUACACUUCCUUCAAGAUGAUCGGUCAGUCCUCAAGCAGAAAGGCUGGGGUGGUUUCACCCCGCUCCACUACGCUGCCCUCCAUGGUAACCGCGCCCUGGUCGACCUUUUCCUUAGUAAUGGAGCUGACCCUAACCUGACAUGUGACGCGGGACAGACAGCCUUUCAUUUUGGCUGCAGGCAAGGGAACAUCUAUAUAAUACACCAAAUGAUGCAGUAUGGAGCUGAUUUGCGGCUCAUAGACCUGCAGGGAAAAACGUCACUGCAUCAUGCAGUCACUGGGGGCAACAUUGUUGCAGUGCACUAUUUGUGGGAGACGGGAAUGUUCCGGUUCUCAGACACAGACAUGUACCAGGUGACCCCCCUUCACCUGGCCGCGUCCACAGGCAACACAGAGGUGGUCCGGUAUUUGCUCAGAGAACAGAGAUGUGCUGUGGACGCAGUUGACCAGCAGGGAGCGACAGCGCUUCACGUUGCAGCAGAGAGGGGCGGAGUGGAGGUGUGCUGGACACUGCUGCAGAGAACAGGCUGCAGGAUGCUCUCUCAGAAGAACCACAGCGGCCUCACACCACUGGACCUCAGCAAGCAGGGGAAAACAUUUAGACAUCAGCAACUCACCAAGCUACUGAGUCGGUACAUUAAUGAGCCAAUACACCACAAGCCCACAGAGUCUCAUGUUUUGUACUACUGGACACUGUUUUUUCCAAGCCUGAGUGGAGCUUCCAUCCUGCUAAUAGCAGCCAUGUUGGGAGGCUAUGGAGGGCUAACCUGCAGUUUGCUCUUCCCUUGGCUGGCCAGAAGCAUCUUCACACAGUACCACCGCAUGACCACGUACCAACGGUUACCCAACCCAGUCUACUUGGGAACCCUUAUAGCUGGUCUGUUCCAUUCCCUGCUCUGCUUCUAUGGAAAAAUAAUGCCUAGUGUGUGGCCAACCGGUGCUCUGGUCCAGGUGUCAAUGAUCCACUUCUCCCUAGUCCUCGGUUUGUUCUGUAAGGUUCUGACUCAGGACCCGGGGACACUGGACAGAGCAGAUGCAGAUCCUCGGUUCUCCUGUAUCGCCGACCUGGUGGAGAACAACCAGAGCCCUCACAGGUUCUGUCCAUACUGUGAGUUGUUUCCUCCAGACUACACCAAACACUGCAAGCUGUGUGACGUGUGCAUUAAAGACUACGACCAUCACUGCCUUUUUCUCAACCGCUGUGUCGGCCGGGGUAACCACCGCCUCUUCCUCCUCUUCAUCCUCUCCAUGGUGAUUGCCCACCUGCUUUUCGUUGCCACAGCAACGAGUUACCUGUAUGACAAGAUGCCUGCGGGGAGUCACAGCUUUUCAUUGUGGCUCACUUUGUUGGGGGAGGAGUUCUGGGUUGUGGUCAUGAUAGUCAUGAACGCGCUGACGCUCCUUUGGGAGGUGUGGCUACUGACCGAGCAAUUCGAUGCCGUCGCCACGGGAACCACCACCUACUUUAGACAGUGCGAAAGCUCAGCACGACAGAGGUCACUGGUGCAGCGCUGGGUCAUAGUGCUGUCGUUCCUGCUGGACGGUCGAAGGCGGGUGGGCAGCGGACCAACCGGAGAAGACAAAACUGCCAUAGACAUUUAAAACUGUCCGUCUGUCUUGUUGUCUAGAAAAUUGUUUCAUAGUGGCUCACUUACAAACGUACAUUCUCAGUUUACAGAGUCUUUGGUGUGCACUCAACUUUGUGAGAAUGUCCUCUUUGAAGUCAGUAACUCUCUAAUGCCAUAUAACAUGUUGUACUUGAAUGUAAAGUUCGGUUAUAUGUCAAUAAUCUAUUUUAAUAUGCAGCUAGACUAUAGAGUAGAUUCAUCAGCAGAUUUUGUGCACAAAGUGGCUAGCAGGAUAACUACCACUAAGAGUUUAAAUGUUCCCCUAGUUUUUAGAGACCUCACUGAAUAUUUGUUACUUAACUUAGCAUAGUUUUGUGCAAAGUGGAUAUUUCCUAAACUGUGUUUUAGCAGGGAAACACCUCUGAAUAAAUGCUCACAUUCACACCUGUUUUUAUAUUCCACAUCAGCAUAGUUUUUUUAACAUCGUUGUUAUUUUAAAUACUAGUGUGUCAUGGUGUAAAGCAUAGUUCAAGGUUACAAAGAUGUGUGUACUCAUAACAUAACAUUAGCACGUCCUGUGAUUAGCUAGUGAUAAUGGUUAAUAGCGGGUGCAUUGAAAGGCUUUGUUCCUACCAUAAUGUCAUUACCUCUCUGACCUGCUCAUAGCCAUUUGGGCCAUGACACUUCCUCUGGCUCUUACUAAUGAGACAUGCUCUUUUCAUGCCUUCAAUUAAACACACUCAUUUCCUAUGUGUCCCCGAGGACCAUAUUUCUAGAUUAUAGAUGAUGUUCCCCACACCCCUCAGAGGCUGGUGUGUCCGGACUAUGUGAGUGGCUACGUCACGUGAUAUUAUUUAGUGUCUACUGUGCUGCCUGUCGUGCAUAUUGGUUAAGAUGAGCGCAUGUGAGCCUGUGAAACUGAGUGCUUUUACUGUAUUUCUGUCCCUGAAUCAGUGUUAUUGUAUUUAACUGGCUUCCAUAUGUCCAUACCCUAAUAUAUUUUACAUGUACUAAUGUAUUUUAUCUGUGGUGACACAAUUUCUUUUUAUUUCCAAGAUGAUACUGUCAUGUUUUUAUGUUUUAAGAAAAAUAUGUUUAAUAAAUCACUGAA
Molecule: messenger RNA, 2904 nt
Organism: Morone saxatilis (striped sea-bass)
Lineage: Eukaryota; Metazoa; Chordata; Actinopteri; Moronidae
Product: palmitoyltransferase akr1
Exons: 10
Coding region: 148-1827 (559 amino acids)
Biological process (GO): protein palmitoylation
Cellular component (GO): Golgi membrane
Molecular function (GO): palmitoyltransferase activity; protein binding
Source: RefSeq, a predicted model, not a curated record